CUCAGGCAACGAGUUCAUCAAAUAUACAAUGUUAUCCUGCGUCUCGAUCAUCAGGAAGCUUGACAGUCCUCUGCUGACGUGAAUCAGAUUACAGUGGCUGCACUCGUCGGGUCACCCACUACGGCCGGGCGAGACAGCGACUACCCAACUACCGUAUCGAACAAGGAAGAAGAAGAUGAUGAUGAUGAAGAUAAAGCAGCAGCAGCAAUAAAGCAAAAGCAAAAGCUCUCUCUCCCUUCCCCCCCUCCUCUCUCUCUCUCUGUGUCUAUAUAUACGGUGUGUUGGAAGACUCAACAAGCACAUCACUUCUCUUCAUCCUCUCUUUGCCAUUGAGGAGAGCGUUGCAGGUAAAUCUCGAGAAGAAGAGCCCGCGAGCAAUGUCGGAAUCAGAGCAGUCGAUGGGAGGCGUCGGUCGGCUGUCUUUGCGGACGACCACCGGGUUCAUGGUGGCCGGGGUGAUCACCUGCUUCGUGCUGUUUGUCCUCGUCUUCUUUCUGUACCUCCGGGCUAAGCGGUACUGGGGCGCUAUCCCGGUCUCCGGCGGCAGGCGCACCCGACUGGCGUUGACGGCCCAGCCGGCCACCGGGUUCGACGCCGCAGCCAUCGUGGCGGCGCUACCUCCGGUGGUGCUCCGUGCUGGGGAUUUGAAGGAGGGCGUCGAGUGCGCGGUCUGCCUCUCGGAGCUGUCGGAGGGCGAGGCGGCGCGGCUGCUGCCAAGGUGCGGCCACGCCUUCCAUCUCGACUGCAUCGACAUGUGGUUCUGCUCCCACUCCACCUGCCCCGUCUGCCGGAGCUCGGCGGUGCUCGAGGAGCCCGAAAAGCCAGAUUCCGUCGCUGAAUCACCGCGCAACCAGGAUUACAGCGGAGAACAGAGUUCGACUUCGUCGGGAUCGUCUUCAGGGACUCCUACGGGCGCGUUGGUGAUCGAGAUACCAAGAAGCAUGGUGGACGAUUUCCAAACUCCAAGUUCGCCACGGCCUGCGAGUAGUCUACCUGAGGAGGCCAUAUCGACGACGACGACGACGACUGCAACGCUGAGGUCAUUGCGAAGGCUUCUGAUUCGUGGGAGCAGGGUGGCCGCCGUUUCUAGUCCCAGAGGACAUGACGUCGAGCAGGAGGGACAUGCUCCGAUCUCGAAAGCACCGACGAGUUCAUGUCACUGAAACAGAGAAAGAUCCAACAUUUACAGUUCCCAUUAGGAUUUGUAUAGGCAGUAGCCAAUGCAUGUCGAGCCACUGCAAGUUUUCAUGGUCAAAAUGGUUUUUCCAUGUUUGUAGAUUGGAAGCAGAGCAUUCCUUCAUCGUUGAUCGAUACAGUGAGUGAUCUUUGUUGCCCAGAAUCCUUCGGAGAUCGUGUUUCUGCCUCAUGGAUCUGCACUAAGAUCACCAUCUCAAUCUCGAUCGAUGUGAAACAAAUUGGAACACGGACUGACCCAUCGUAGAACAGCAGUAGGUUUUGACUGCUACCUUGUGGUUAGGCCAUGGUGAACCAGACAGGAAGGAAUAAAAAGAAGGCCAUUCAAGCAAGCCAACCUCUGCUUUUUCCAAGAACUGAUGUGGACACAUUAUAGGAGUUGGAAAUAUCCAUGGAAUUGUUGGAGUUCCUCUGCAAAUAAACUGUGUGUUCACCA
Messenger RNA from Musa acuminata subsp. malaccensis (wild Malaysian banana), 1630 nucleotides. Its product is annotated as E3 ubiquitin-protein ligase EL5. The record is from RefSeq and is a predicted model, not a curated record. Lineage: Eukaryota; Viridiplantae; Streptophyta; Magnoliopsida; Zingiberales; Musaceae.